AUGGAGCGGCUCAUCCUCACCCAUCUCCGCUCUGUGGUCAUUCCCACCCUGGACCCGCUGCAGUUCGCCUACAGGCCCAACAUCGGAAAGUGGUCUCGACGGGUCCGUACGGGGGGGGGGGGGGGGGGGGGGGGGGGGGAGUGGGGGGGGCGGGGGGGGGAUGGGGGCGGGGGGGGAAGGUGGGGGGGGGGGGGGGGGGCGACCGUUGAAACGCAGGGGGGGGGGAGGGGGGCCGGUACGGGGGGGGCGCGGGGGGGGGGGGGAGACGGCGGGGGGGGUGGGGGGGCGGGGGGUGGGGGGGGGAGGGGGGGGGGAGGGGGGUGGGGGGCGAGGGGGGGAAGGGGGGGGGGAGCCGGAGGGGGGGGGGGAGGGGGGCCGGGGGGGGGAGGGGGGAGGGGCCGGGGGGGGGGAGGGGGGGGGGGCGGAGGGGGGGGGGCAGGGGGGGGCGGCGGGGGGGGGAGGGGGGGGGGGGGGGGGGGGGGGGGGGGGGGGGGGGGAGGGGGGGGGGGGGCAGGGGGCGGGGGGGGGGGGGGGGGGGGGGGGGGGGGGCGGGGGGGGGGGGGGGGGGGGGGGGGGGGGGGGCGGGGGGGGGGGGGGGGCGGGGGGGGGGGCGGGGCGGGGGGGGGGGGGGGGGGGCGGGGGGGGGGGGGGGGGAGGGGGGGCGGGGGGGGGGGCGGGGGGGGGGGGGGAGGGGGGGUGAGAGGGGGGGGGAGGGGGGGGGGGGGGGGGGGGGGCGGGGGGCGGGGGGGGGGGGGGGCCGGGGGGGGGGGUGAACGGGGGGGGGGGGGCAGGAGGGGGGGGGGGGGGGGGGGAGGGGGGGGGCGGCGGGGGGGGCUGGGGGGGGCGGGGGGGGGGGGGGGGGGGGGGGGGGGAGCGGGGGGGGGGUGGGGGGGGGGGGGAGGGGGAGGGGGGGGGCGGAGGGGGGGGGGGGGGGGGGGGGGGGGGGGGGGGGGGGGGGGGGUGAGGGGGGGGGGGGGGGGGGGGGGUGGGGGGGCGGGGGGGGGGGGGGGGGGGGGAAGACACAAGUGGUUUUCUUCAACUGAUGAAUUUAUUAGCAUCCAUCUUGUACAGAUCCAUAUAAACACACCGUGA
This is a messenger RNA of Knipowitschia caucasica, 1092 nucleotides long. NCBI's taxonomy places the organism in Eukaryota, Metazoa, Chordata, Actinopteri, Gobiiformes, Gobiidae. The record is from the annotation of a GenBank genome assembly.